AUGGGUGUCCCUGAGCAGAGUGUCCCUUCAGCACCUCCAGAUGACAUGUGGUCCGCUGAGGGACUCACUCCCGAGGAGGUCGAUGUUGCUAUGUUGGGUACCGAUGCAGCUCUACACACGGAGGAGGGGAAGUAUGCGACUUACUGCCACACGUACUUGAUGCCCCUACUGAUGGGUGUCUGUACUCCUACUAGGAGGGCAGCUGGUGCAGGGCCGCCUCCCGGGGAGUAUUCUGAUGAUCUGCUCGGAUUGGUGGCCUCACUUGAGGGCAUGGUCUUGCGGAGGGAAACACAGCUGUUCAUCGCCGGUGUUAUGAUGCCACCACUACAGGCUGGGCCAUCCAGGCCUUCUCGAGGAGCCGGGAGAGGGGACUCGUCUCGCAGACGAGGCAGGCGCAGAGCACCUAUCAUAAAUGAUAAGGAGUCCAGCGAGGAGAAGGAGUCGGCGCAUCCUCAGUCGGAGACAUCCGCAGGCAGGGAGGAGGACUCUGGCUCCGAUUCUGAGAGUGGAGAUGAUGACGAGGAGGGUUCCGAAGACGGCAGCUCCGAUUCGGAUGAUGGGGCUGAUGCAGAGGUCAUUCAGCCGAAGAGGACGAAGAAGGCCUCUUAUUCUUGCGCUUAA
This is a messenger RNA of Camellia sinensis, 621 nucleotides long. Lineage: Eukaryota; Viridiplantae; Streptophyta; Magnoliopsida; Ericales; Theaceae. The record is from RefSeq and is a predicted model, not a curated record.